This is a messenger RNA of Xylaria bambusicola, 978 nucleotides long. RefSeq lists its product as uncharacterized. Bases 86 to 595 code for a protein of 169 amino acids. Lineage: Eukaryota; Fungi; Ascomycota; Sordariomycetes; Xylariales; Xylariaceae. The transcript has 4 exons. The record is from RefSeq and is a predicted model, not a curated record.
GUAGAGGGAGGUCUAUAUAAUUGAUGAAUAUUUCCCACGGCAAUAAUCCUGUUCAUCUCACCUUUUGUCUCUCAUCACCAUCAAAAUGCAGUUGCUACUUUCCCUCGUCGCCGCCGUGUUGGCACCUAUCAGCCUUGCCGCUCCAGCCGGAGAUAUCUCCCUCCGUAAUGAACCGAUCUUCAAGAGGGAGAACCUAUGCAACUUGAGCGCGCCACCAGCGCUUUGCCAACCCAACCCAAACAUCACCGUUGAGGAGACGGCGCAGAGAGCUUACCAGUUCUAUCGCGCGUUCGUAGUCGAUGGCGACCCAAGGAAGAUGUUCUCUUUGAUAGACUCGUCGUAUAUACAACAUCACCCAGGCUACGCGAGCGGUCCCAAUGUGAUCUGGCCUCUGUUCUGCGGUGGGAACAAGAUAGGCACUGAGCAGAACACGGCCUGGUGUUUCGAUGCCAGCACGAACAUGUCUUAUGCGCGAUACUCAACCACGGAUAGAUGGCGCUGGGUUGGAGGCUGCGUACAUGAACACUGGGAUGUGGGUGAAUCCAUUCCAACUGGCAAGUGUUACAAACUGAACUCGACAACGACCACAUCCUAGAAGAACUCGUGAUCUUCAUGGUGGGUAUAAACCGAAUAUGUGGGUGUCUGUUCAUAGCUGUCGUUUAAGGUAUAAUUGAAUGAAUUAUGUACGAGUCGGUCAACAAUAGUGCUUCCAUAUUGUUCGAAACUCAGACCAUCAAUCAUAUUGAGUAUGAGAAAUUGCUCUGUUUUGUCUCACUGAAUUAGUUGUUAAGAAAUGACUUAAACCUUGCGCAUCAAUGCUAGCUGUUUCUUAAAAUCGAGUUCUAAUAGUACUAUAUCCUUCCAAAUUGUCAGCAUUUGCUAUUCACCUAGACAAGUAACCCUAUACUUCGAGAGUGCAAGAACAAAAAAGAUCGAUUGUCGAGGCGGCGAUAAAACAUCGAACACGAGCAUUCUUUG